AUGUCAAAGUCAGUGAUUUGUGAUUUACUUCAAAUAUUUAAAAGCAGUGUGUCAGCAGUGCUUCCAGAGAAUCUUAUUAGAAAUUCAAUAAAAUACUGUCCAAUUAAUAAGCAGUUGUUUGUAUUUGAAGAAAUUUAUAAUAUAGCUGAGAGAAAUGUAUAUGUUGUGGGCUUUGGAAAAGCCGUUCAAAACAUGGCUAUUGAGAUAGAAAAUAUACUGGGAUCUAAAAUCAAGCAUGGCAUUGUAAGCAUUCCAGCAGGAAGUUGCAGUCAUAAGUCGGUUAAUAAAAAUAUGUCUUACUAUGAAGGAGCAAGAAAUAAUUUACCAGAUACUAAUGCUGAGAAAACAGCAUCAAAAGUGAAUGAUAUUGUGACAAAACUUAAUAAAAAUGAUUUACUCUUAGUUCUAAUAUCAGGAGGUGGGUCAGCAUUACUGCCGUUACCUAAAGGAUCAAUAACACUGGAGGAAAAAACUAAAUUAAUACAAGAUUUAGGGAAUUCUGGAGCUGACAUAUCAGAACUUAAUACAGUUAGAAAAAGUAUAUCAGAUUUAAAAGGAGGACAGUUAGCAAUCAAAGCUCAACCAGCUGAAGUAGUUUCUCUUAUACUAUCUGAUAUUGUAGGAGAUCCUCUGGAUUUGAUAGCCAGUGGUCCAACUACUGAAAAUCAUGAUAGCCCUUUAAAAACAUUAGAUAUUUUAAAAAAAUAUAACUUACUAAAUAACCUUCCAGAAUCUGUUAAUACUGUUUUAAAAAAUGGUUACGUCUCACAACCAUUCCCAAAGGCAAAUGUACAGAAUUAUAUAAUAGGAUCAAAUAAACUAAGCAUUGCAGCAGCUUUAAAUGAAGCAAAAAAUCUCAACUACUUGCCAGUAGAAUUGUCAAAUGUUGUAAUAGGUAAUGUUACAGCGCUAGCAAAUCAAUAUUCACAAUUAACUAAAAUCUUUUGUGAAUAUUUGAAUGGAAAUUUCAACAUAAAUGCUUUGAGGACAAAGAUAGAGAAGUUAAAAAUACCAGGUAUAAAAUCAAAUUUUAUAGAUAAUAUUAAUCAAAUCAGUCUAAAAUACAAAGAUGUGUGUUUAAUUCUUGGAGGAGAAACAACAGUGGAAGUAAAGGGAACUGGCAAAGGAGGUAGAAAUCAGCAAUUAGCCUUAGAGUUUUCUAACAUUAUCCAUAACAUGAAAGGACAUUUCAAAGGAUUUGAUAUUUAUAUAUUGAGUGCUGGUACUGAUGGUAUUGAUGGCCCUACAGAUGCUGCAGGUGCAAUUGGUCAUCUAGAUUUGGUUACAAAUUUAAAAAACCUUGACAUUGAUAUAAAUCAAUCACUAAACAAUAAUGAUUCAUACAAUUUCUUUAAAAAAUAUAAGAAUGGUGAUUUUCAUAUCAAAACAGGGCACACUAAUACUAAUGUUAUGGAUAUACAUUUAAUAGUAAUUAAAAGAAUCAAAUAAUAAUAAAGAAAAUUUGUAUAUUUAGAAUAUUAGUUUAUUAAUAUUAUUUAGUCCUUUGCUUGGACACCUCUGUCUCAUUCAUGUACUGUGAAGCAGUUUGCACGGCUGUGUUUUGUUUUGAAGGUUGGGAUAUGUCAAUGAAUUUACAAGGUACAGAGGGAUAACACUUGAGUCCUCAGGAAUGGAUGGACACAGGGGGAUGGGGGUAUUAUGAGUAAAACAGUAUAUUAUGUCCGUGGUACUGCUCAUGUAUAUAGGUGAUGGUUACCACUUUCCAUCGGGUGGGCCGUCAGCUUGUUUGCCAUUCUAAGUUGCAUAUAAAAAAAAAAUAUUAUUUUACAUAAAUUAUAUUUUAUGUGUAUUUUUAUACUUUCUUUUUGGAAUUAUGUGCGUUAUGGACAAGGUAUUAAUGAGAGCAUUAUACAAAAUGCCUGGGGUUUAUGAAUAAUGGCUAGCUAUAUCGAACCAACUGAUUAAUCAUAAUCUAAAUUUCAUUAUUUAUCACAUUAUCUGGUCAUUAUGAAUAUUGCUACGUGACCAUUGGACAAAAUGUUAAUAAAGCUAUAAUAUAUUGGACGAGUUGCGAGACGGGAGGGGACAACCCCAAGAUAUGCGUUGAGCAGUAAGAACGGAAUGGCAGCAUGUGAAACAAUUAUUACUGUUUGUUUAAGUAAUUAAUCAUCAAUAUAAUAAUAACAAAUCAUCGAUUUGACGAAAGAUUGAAUAAAUUAAUAUCGCUAAAAGAACAAAAUCAGCGUUUGCAAAGAUUUGACGUCAUGACUUUUUAGGUUUAUUUAAGUUUAACAUCAACAUAAAAAUAAUAGUAAUGAAACAUGUUUUUUACUACUUUGUGUAUGUGAUGAAUAUUAUGUAUAAUGCCCGGGAAAUUUGAAUACUUAUUAUCAAUAUACCUAAUUAAUAGUUAUUCAAAUUAUACCUAUAAUUAGAUUUAAUUUUUUUAACCUAACAUUUUUAUUUUUUUAAUUAUAUAUUUAAUACAAUUUUUUAAAUAAUAACAC
Galleria mellonella (greater wax moth) is the source of this 2468-nucleotide messenger RNA. Its product is annotated as glycerate kinase. Gene Ontology annotation, molecular function: glycerate kinase activity. The transcript has a single exon. Lineage: Eukaryota; Metazoa; Arthropoda; Insecta; Lepidoptera; Pyralidae. Bases 1 to 1449 code for a protein of 482 amino acids. Gene Ontology annotation, biological process: protein phosphorylation. The record is from RefSeq and is a predicted model, not a curated record. Gene Ontology annotation, cellular component: cytoplasm.